Merops nubicus (carmine bee-eater) is the source of this 1881-nucleotide messenger RNA. It is a transcript of the gene PEX5L, whose product is annotated as peroxisomal biogenesis factor 5-like. The annotation marks the transcript as partial. The transcript is spliced from 14 exons. The record is from RefSeq and is a predicted model, not a curated record. Gene Ontology annotation, biological process: protein import into peroxisome matrix, docking. NCBI's taxonomy places the organism in Eukaryota, Metazoa, Chordata, Aves, Coraciiformes, Meropidae. Gene Ontology annotation, molecular function: protein binding. Gene Ontology annotation, cellular component: peroxisomal membrane; cytosol.
GCAGUAGGUGAAACCUUGAAGAAAAAGUGGCUCUGUCUUCAAAAAAGUGACCUGACCUUUGCUUUGGGGAAAGGCUCUAGGGCGGCAGAUAAAGCUGUUGCCAUGGUGAUGAAGGAGAUUCCGAGGGAGGAGUCUGCAGAAGAAAAGCCCCUCCUUACUGUGGCAUCACAGCUGGUGAAUGAGCAACAAGAAAGCAGACCCCUUCUGAGCCCUUCCAUCGAUGACUUUCUCUGUGAAACUAAGCCAGAAGCUGUUGCAAGGCCUGUAACAUCAAAUACUGCAGUAUUAUCAACAGGUCUGGAUCUCUUGGAUCUUAGUGAACCUGUCUCACAAACUCAAAACAAAGCAAAGAAAUCAGAGAAUCCAUCCAGAAGUGAAGGCUUAAAAGCUUCAACCCACAGAAAGAAGACAGACAAUUCUGACCUUAUCAGUGUGGAUACUGAGCAGAAAGUCCAGAAUGUCAGAGUUUCAGACAAGUCUUCACUAGAUUUAGUUGAUAUUCAGACACAGAUAGAGAAAUGGGAUGAUGUCAAUUAUCAUGGAGACAGGAGUAGCAAGGUCCACCCUUCUGCAGAGCGAACAUCAUCAUCAUCAUCUAGAGCUCCAUCAAAAGAGCUAUUAUGGUCCACAGAAAACAGGUCACAGUCUGAGCUGACUAACGUCAAGAGUGCCUUGGACUCUGAUUCAACAUCAGAAUUAGAACUUGCACCUGCAAUACAGGCACGAUCAGCUAAGGAGCAGCGUUGGGGAGGUCCUCUUCUCUCCAGAAAUCACUCCUUGGAGGAAGAAUUUGAAAGAGCAAAGGCAGCUGUUGAGUCAGACACAGAGUUUUGGGAUAAAAUGCAGGCAGAAUGGGAAGAAAUGGCUCGCAGAAACUGGAUUUCGGAGAGCCAGGAAGCACCAGGGCAAGUCACCAUCUCAACCAUUGAAAAGGGUUAUUAUUUCCAUACUGAGAAUCCCUUCAAAGACUGGCCUGGUGCUUUUGAGGAAGGACUGAAAAAAAUGAAAGAAGGUGACCUGCCAGUUACAAUCUUGUACCUGGAGGCUGCUAUUCUCCAAGAGCCCAAUGAUGCAGAGGCCUGGCAGUUCCUGGGCAUAACACAGGCAGAGAAUGAAAAUGAGCAGGCAGCCAUUGUCGCCCUCCAAAGGUGCUUGGAACUACAGCCAAACAACCUAAAAGCUCUGAUGGCCCUGGCUGUAAGUUAUACCAACACUGGCCAUCAACAAGAAGCCUAUCAAGCUCUAAGAAACUGGAUAAAGCAAAAUCCAAAAUACAAGUAUAUAGCAAAAAGCAAGAAAGGGUCUCCAGCACUUACCAGAAGAAUGUCCAAGACAUCAGAUGAAAGCUCAUUACUUGAAGAAGUAAAGGAUUUUUACCUGGAGGCUGCUCACCAGAACGGCAAUAUGAUAGACCCUGACUUGCAGACAGGACUUGGAGUUCUUUUUCACCUGAAUGGAGAAUUCAACAGAGCAAUAGAUGCAUUUAGUGCAGCGUUAACUGUCCGGCCAGAGGACUAUACGUUAUGGAACCGUCUGGGAGCAACCUUGGCAAAUGGGGAUCGAAGUGAAGAAGCAGUGGAGGCCUACACACGUGCUUUAGAAAUACAGCCUGGCUUCAUUAGGUCCAGAUACAAUUUAGGAAUAAGCUGCAUCAACCUCGGGGCAUACAGAGAAGCUGUCAGCAAUUUUCUCACUGCUCUCAGUUUGCAGAGGAAGAGCAGGAAUCAACAACAGGUUCCCCAUCCUGCUCUAUCAGGCAAUAUUUGGGCAGCACUUCGAAUUGCCCUGUCUAUGAUGGACCAGCCAGAACUAUUUCAAGCUGCCAAUGUGGGUGACCUAGACAUCCUGUUAAGAGCUUUUAACCUAGAGCCGUAAUAAAAA